AUCAAACUUUUUCUAAUUGAAUUAAUUGAAAAAAAUAUAUAUAUAACUGUCUACAGACCAUUGUUGUUUGUCAUUUCCGACAUCUGAAGAAAUUUUGGUGAUAUCUAAAUUAUAAUGGGUUUAGGAGACUAUCCUAAAGAGUAUGAUCCUAAGACGCAUGGGCCUUACGACCCUGCUAAAUAUUAUGGGAAACCUGAUACUCCAUUCGGCGACGUGAAACUGAUUGAACUCCCGGCGUGGUUUGCUCGAAGGACCAAAUCUCCCUCCGCCUUUAUGGGCCUUUGCAGCAGGGCCUGGUGGAGAUGGCAGCACAAGUACAUGCAGCCUCGGAAAGUGGGCGCCGCCCCCUUCUUCCAGAUACUCGUCGCUAAUAUGGUGUUCUUCUACGCGAUUAACUAUGGAAGGAUCAGUCACCACAAGAAUUACAAGUACCACUAGAUAAAACAUUAGGUAUGCAAUUAUGGCAAUUACACCAUUUUAACUUAAUAAUUCUACUAAAAAAUGGUAAACAUUGAAGAUAAUAUUAUAAUUGUUAUUUAAUCCUGAUUUUAAUUUUAAAAAAUGUUGUCAUUGUGUGGUUUCAAUAAAUAUAUUUUUAUAGAUAGUG
Molecule: messenger RNA, 607 nt
Organism: Cydia pomonella (codling moth)
Lineage: Eukaryota; Metazoa; Arthropoda; Insecta; Lepidoptera; Tortricidae
Product: putative ATP synthase subunit f, mitochondrial
Exons: 4
Coding region: 115-438 (107 amino acids)
Biological process (GO): proton motive force-driven mitochondrial ATP synthesis
Molecular function (GO): proton-transporting ATP synthase activity, rotational mechanism
Source: RefSeq, a predicted model, not a curated record